This is a messenger RNA of Colletotrichum chrysophilum, 1377 nucleotides long. It is a transcript of the gene MTS2, whose product is annotated as 26S protease regulatory subunit. The record is from RefSeq and is a predicted model, not a curated record. Gene Ontology annotation, biological process: proteasome-mediated ubiquitin-dependent protein catabolic process. Gene Ontology annotation, cellular component: proteasome regulatory particle, base subcomplex. Lineage: Eukaryota; Fungi; Ascomycota; Sordariomycetes; Glomerellales; Glomerellaceae. Bases 1 to 1377 code for a protein of 458 amino acids. The transcript is spliced from 3 exons. Gene Ontology annotation, molecular function: proteasome-activating activity; ATP hydrolysis activity; ATP binding.
AUGGGACAGAACCAGAGUGGAAUGGGCGGGGGAGGCGACGGCAAGGACGACAAGGACAAGAAGAAGGAGAAGCCCAAGUACGAGCCUCCCCCACGCCCUACCACCAGAGUCGGCCGCAAGAAGAGAAAGGCUGCCGGCACCAGCGCUGCAGCCAAGCUCCCGGCCGUCUUCCCUACGAGCAGAUGCAAGCUCCGCUUGCUGCGAAUGCAACGAAUCCACGACCAUCUCAUCCUCGAGGAGGAGUACGUCGAGAACCAGGAGCGCCUCCGCAAGGCCAAGGCUGCUAAGGAAGGAGCUGCCGUCGGCCCCGAAGGCGAUGUCGACCGUCUCGCCGAUGAGCGUGGUCGGGUCGAUGACAUGCGUGGUAGCCCAAUGGGUGUCGGCACGCUCGAGGAGAUGAUUGAUGACGAUCACGCCAUCGUGAGCAGUACUACUGGUCCCGAGUACUAUGUUAGCAUCAUGAGCUUCGUCGACAAGGAUCUGCUCGAGCCUGGUGCCAGUGUGCUGCUUCACCAUAAGAGCGUCAGCAUCGUUGGUGUCUUGACCGACGACGCCGACCCUCUCGUCAGUGUCAUGAAGCUGGACAAGGCACCCACAGAGUCAUACGCCGACAUUGGUGGUCUGGAGACACAGAUCCAGGAAGUCAGAGAGUCGGUCGAGUUGCCCUUGCUCCACCCCGAGCUCUACGAGGAGAUGGGUAUCAAGCCGCCCAAGGGUGUCAUUCUCUACGGUGCUCCCGGUACCGGAAAGACGCUGCUCGCCAAGGCAGUUGCCAACCAGACUUCGGCCACCUUCCUGCGUAUAGUCGGAAGUGAGCUUAUCCAGAAGUAUCUCGGUGACGGUCCCCGUCUCGUUCGCCAACUCUUCCAGGUUGCCGGCGAGAACGCCCCCUCCAUCGUCUUCAUUGACGAGAUCGAUGCUAUUGGCACGAAGCGUUACGACUCGACAUCCGGAGGUGAGCGUGAAGUCCAGAGAACCAUGCUGGAGCUUCUGAACCAGCUCGACGGUUUCGACGACCGUGGUGACGUCAAGGUCAUCAUGGCUACCAACAAGAUCGAGACGCUCGACCCUGCCCUGAUCCGUCCCGGACGUAUCGACCGAAAGAUUCUCUUCGAGAACCCCGACCAGAACACCAAGCGCAAGAUUUUCACGCUGCACACCUCCAAGAUGUCGCUCAACGAUGACGUCGACCUCGAGGAGUUUAUCUCGCAGAAGGACGAUCUCUCCGGUGCCGACAUCAAGGCCAUUUGCUCCGAGGCCGGUCUGCUCGCCCUGCGCGAGCGCCGUAUGCGUGUGCAGAUGGCGGACUUCCGGUCUGCCAGGGAGAGAGUCCUGCGCACUAAGCAGGAGAGCGAGCCCGAGGGCUUGUACUUGUAA